Poecilia latipinna (sailfin molly) is the source of this 3380-nucleotide messenger RNA. It is a transcript of the gene mthfr, whose product is annotated as methylenetetrahydrofolate reductase (NAD(P)H). Gene Ontology annotation, molecular function: methylenetetrahydrofolate reductase [NAD(P)H] activity; FAD binding. The transcript is spliced from 13 exons. The coding region runs from base 262 to 2247 and encodes 661 amino acids. Gene Ontology annotation, biological process: tetrahydrofolate interconversion. The record is from RefSeq and is a predicted model, not a curated record. Gene Ontology annotation, cellular component: cytosol. NCBI's taxonomy places the organism in Eukaryota, Metazoa, Chordata, Actinopteri, Cyprinodontiformes, Poeciliidae.
CAAGGGAGUUAUUUAAUGUAACACGCAGCUAGCGUGCAACACUAAAUUUAUCCGGCUAUAAACAGUUCCUGCAGCUGCUACAGCUCCCCAUACAUGCGCUCCUACCGGAGAGGCAACUGCCAGAGUCUGUGUCCACGUGGAUCCAUCUAUUUUGGAGACGUUCCUUGAACCGUGAAGGUCCGGAGCAGCAGAUGAAAGGCAGAUGAUCGUUGACAUAGGGAGCAGGGCUCUAGAGUCAGCACGCUGGCCUUGUUUCUCACUAUGGUGAACCAGGUGCAGCAAGUGGAUGGCAGCUGGCAGUCGUGUCGAGGCGACUCCAGCGGCACCAGCAACAGCAGCACUGAGAGCUCCAAGGAGAGCUCCCGCUGCUCCACCCCGCUGCUGGACGCAGACCGCUCUGAUCGGCUGCGGGAAAAGAUGAGGAAGAGGAUGGAGUCCGGAGAUCAGUGGUUCUCCCUGGAGUUCUUCCCUCCACGCACGGCCAGCGGUGCUGUCAACUUGAUCUCCAGGUUUGACCGUAUGGGUUCUGGAGGACCGCUCUUCAUUGAUAUCACCUGGCACCCAGCAGGAGACCCUGGCUCAGACAAGGAGACCUCCUCUAUGAUGAUUGCCAGCACAGCAGUGAACUACUGUGGCCUGGAGAGCGUCCUCCACCUGACCUGCUGCAACCAGACCAAGGAGAAGAUCACCAGCUACCUGGCUAAGGCGAAGCACCUGGGCCUGAAGAACAUCAUGGCGCUGAGGGGAGAUCCAGUGGGAGACGACUGGGAGGACGAGGAGGGAGGCUUCAACUUUGCCGUUGACCUCGUAAAGCACAUUCGAUCAGAGUUUGACGACUACUUUGACAUUUGUGUUGCUGGCUACCCAACGGGCCACCCUGAGGCAGGAAGCUACGAGCAGGAUCUGCAGCACCUGAAGGAGAAAGUGGAUGCUGGUGCAGACUUCGUCAUCACGCAGCUGUUCUUCCGCGCUGACACCUUCCUGAAGUUCCUGGAUGACUGCAGGGCAGUCGGGAUCACAUGUCCCAUCCUUCCUGGAAUCUUUCCCAUCCAGGGAUACCAGUCGUUACGUCAGCUCGUCAAGCUGUCUAAGCUCGAAGUACCAGAGGAGAUCACUAAAAUCAUUGAGCCCAUCAAAGACAAUGAUGCUGCUAUCCGAAACUAUGGAAUCCACCAGGCAGUGGACAUGUGUCGUGUCCUGCUGGACAGCGGAAAGGUGCCAGGCCUCCACUUUUACACUCUGAACCGAGAAGUUGCCACCAUGGAGGUCCUCCGACAGCUGGGCCUGUGGGUAGAAGACCCCAGACGCCCUCUUCCCUGGGCCGUUAGUGCAAAUCCCAAACGGAAGGUGGAGGAUGUCCGACCAAUUUUCUGGGCCUCCAGACCAAAGAGCUACAUCUACAGGACCCAGGACUGGGAUGAGUUCCCCAACGGCAGAUGGGGAAACUCUUCAUCUCCAGCUUUUGGAGAAUUAAAUGACUACUACCUGUUUUACUUAAAAAGUAAAUCCUCUAAGGAAGCUCUUGUGCAGAUGUGGGGGGAGGAACUGAAGAACGAACAAAGCGUCUUUGAAGUCUUCACAUGCUACAUCACAGCACAACCAAACCGAAACGGACAGAAGGUGUUGUGCUUACCCUGGAACGACGAGCCUUUGGCCCCAGAGACCAACUUUUUGAAAGACGAGCUUGAGAAGGUUAACAGACGUGGAGUCCUCACCAUCAACUCUCAGCCCAACAUCAAUGGCAAACCAUCUGCGGACCCUGUGGUAGGCUGGGGGCCUCCAGGAGGAUAUGUCUUCCAGAAGGCCUACCUGGAGUUUUUCACCUCCAGUGAAAAUGUCACAGCCCUCCUGAAGGUCCUGAAGAAGUAUGAGCCUCGUGUCAACUAUCACAUUGUUAACGUGCAUGGACAUAACAUGACCAACGCACACGAAAUGCAGCCUAAUGCCGUGACGUGGGGCAUCUUCCCCGGCAGAGAGAUUGUCCAGCCCACUGUAGUGGACCCGGUCAGCUUCAUGUACUGGAAGGACGAGGCGUUUGCUUUGUGGAUCGAACAGUGGGCCAAACUCUACGAAGACGAGUCGCCGUCACGGAUGAUCAUCAAGUACAUCCAUGAUAACUACUUCCUGGUCAAUCUGGUGGACAAUGACUUUCCUCUGGAGAGCUGUCUGUGGCACGUCAUCGACGACAUGUUCGAGUUGCUGGACUCAACGCCGGAACCGCUCACCGACGAAGCCGGCUCACAGUAAACUACGGCACUUCUAAUGAUUUUGUUGAGGAAAGAGACAAUUCAGUGAAUUAUUUCAUGUUCUACUUUUACUUUUACCAAGAAGAGUGCCUUGAUAAAAUACUGAUGUAAACACCAAAGCUUUUCUAGCUGGUGCUUAGUGAAAGGGAAAAUGGUGCUAAGAAAGAAACUGAACUGUUUCAGCUUCAUAGAAAAUGCAGCACAGUUUAUAUUUCACCACAGAUGUGAAAUAUGAAGUCCAUAAAAUGAAUAAAAGACUAAUUCAGCCUCCUCCUGGAGGGCGUCGCUGCUGAGGAGAAACUAAUGAGGAAGUAAACAAAAUAUAUAACGUAAAAAUAAAUGUGGGAAUAAAAACAAGAAAUCUUGUUAAAUUAAUUUUCAUUUGUAGAAUUAUUUUAACUGUAUUUUAUUUUUAUUUUUAUGAAAUAUUUGUAUUGUCAUUUGAAUUACAAUUCAUUUAAGUAAGCUCAAUGUAUAUCUGGUUUCUAUAUGAUAAAUAUCAUAUAUUCAAAUUAAUCCAACCCAAAGAGUCUGUCAUGCAGAUUGGAUUGAGCUUUGCAGCAAUCUUCUGAACAGCCUUUGCUUUUUUUUAUAUAGCCAUUUGUUUUUGCUGGUGGUUAUUGAUUGUCUAUUACUAUUGGAUACUUUAAGUAGGACAGAAUAAUUAUAAUUUGAAUUUACCUCAUCUUUUGCCAGCUCAAAGCUAACUGGCCAAAGGGUCUAAACAAAACAAGCAUUAAUGAAAAUGUUUUUUUUUUUUUAAUAAAUAUAUAUAAUUCUGUAAUAAAUCAAUUCUUUCUUUAUUGUAUUAACAUGAAAAUUGUGUUAACAUGAUUAGGCUGUUAUGCCAUAAUCUGUCAGUUUCCCUGAGAGAUUUGCGGUCAUAUUUCUCUGUACACAAGCUGACAACAAUGUCAUGAAAAUUUACUAAUUACUAAUUUGUUCCAAUUAGCAAUAUCGCUUUUCAAGAAAAUAAAAUGAUUGGUUAUCAUGUUACUUGAGACUUUACACAUUUCAUUUUCUUACCACAGGUAGCAGGCAUUCACUUCAAAUAGUUUGGGAAAAGCUGCUCAGUUUGUGAAAGUCAAUUUUUUUUUGUAACAUUCAACUGAAUAAAGAAAAUUUUUAACUUGU